CUGAGGUGUCAAGUUGGUGAAGAGAGCCAAACCCCAGCCAUGACAACUUUCAAGGACUUGAAGCCUGGCCAGGCCCAAUUCCUAUCAUCUUUCAAGCCGUCCCUUGUUCCAGGCGAUUAUAGGGUUACCGUCAAGCAGGAAGUAGUCUAUCCCGAAGGCGAGCAGAGUCGGGAACUGAAAACAGACAAAACAUUCACAGUAAAAGGUCCAAGUCAAUAUCAGCUUCCAGCAGGGUCUAUUCACUCUGUCUAUCCAGCUGAAGGCGAUGCUGUCCCUUCAAAAGUACUGCCUCAGGUCACGCUCAGUGAUUCUCAUCUACCGUGGGAGCUGAGUCCAGAUGACAACGAUGAAAGAGCCAACAAGCACGUCAACGGGUCACUUAUACCAUGGCUUGCUCUCUUGGUCUUUACAGAAGAUGAGAUUAAGAAGCUGCCGCCAAUGAGUGCACAGCCCUCACCAUCUCCAACAUUAUCAGUCCGUCUGAGCAAGAAACAGCUAAGAGAGUUGAGCUCGUCUUCCUGUCGAAUCCCACUGUCUCAACAAGAGCUUCAAGAUAAUCCAGACGAAGGGAUCAACACUAUAUUUGUCAAUUCCUCAGCUUUCCAGGCUUAUUUCUCACGGCAAAUGGGUGAGGGCGAGGUAGAGCCAGCGAUAGCGCGGUAUUCAUACUUGUCGCAUAUUCGACGUUCCCGCUCAACAAAAGCGCAGGAUGCAACGACGGAUACGUUCGGUAUCGUUCUGGGCCACCGGUCCGGUCCAUUGGAAGUCAAAUCUUCAGUGACCGCAUAUGCACAUCUCGUAUCUCUCAUGGGAGUGUCAAAUCUCCAGAUGCCCGAGGAAUCAGACCUGACGGCGUUGGUAUCGCUUUACUCCUGGUCAUUCACAUGGACAGAGGGACAUGACGCUGAAAUUGCCAGCGUCAUUAAGACUCUGGCAGAUAACGUCAGGCCUCUAAGAAGGGCCGUUGAACCGUCAACAGACCCAUGGCUGAAGAGACGCAUGGAAUCGGGUUACACCUUGGUCAAGCACCGACUGCAAACUGGAGAACAAACUGCUUCUAUGUUCCGUGGCCCGUUGGUGCCUUUUCAGCCCCGAGGAGAUGAGCUUGAGAAUGCUGAGGCUGCAGGGCAUGGAUCAGGACUCCAGAUCGUUGAUCGAACGACAGGCAUUGUCGAUAUCACAUAUUCCGCUGCUUGGAGCCUCGGUCGUUCGCUGGCUAUUGAGAACUCUUCUUUCACCAUGGCUAUAUCAGCACUGCGAGCAAAGAUCACGCAGGUGUACAGAACAAGCUUGCCGUCAGGGUUCAUGGAGGGAGAUGCGUCUGAAACAGCGUCUAGAGAGUUGCCUGACUGGUAUCAGAAGCUUCAGAAGAUUUCUCAAAACACAGGAGAAACAAAAUCUUUUUCGACAUCAGAAACAAGCUCUCGGUGGAAGAGAGCUCGAGACACCCUCGCCGGAUCGAAGCCUGGGUUUUCUGCUCCCGGUUUCGAAGCAGAGGAAAACCUAGAAGCUGUACGCAAGUUUCUUCAAGACGAGGUUGACAUACUAGUCGAUGACAAAGACUGGUAUGCACGAGAACUUGUUGAGCCUACACAAGAAGGUCUCUACCUAGCCAAAGUGCUCGACUUUGUCUACAAUCAGCUCCUCACUCUCCGUGCAGUCCCGCACAAUUACAUGUUUCCUGAACCUGACAUUCUUGACACUGAAGCUGUCUUGACUUUCUACGUUGAUCCUCUUUGGGUCGAUACCCUUGUCGAUGGCGCCCUGAGCAUUGGGAGUCACAGCACCGUUAAUGAGGACUUUACCAGAAAUGAGAUCAAGCGGGCCAUCAAUAAGUAUCUUUCCAAGGUGGAAGUUCAAUACAAGAACCCACGAGUUCCUCGAUGGGGAGCCAUCAUCUGCGGAAAGUUACUGGGAACGUUUGACGAUCCUCGCAUUCGAACUGGCAGCAGCCUCGCCCCGUCACCUCAACUGCUGGUUACCACAAAGCUUCAAGAUAGAGCCCUUUUACUGAUCUUGAACUGUCGGCCCAGCGACUUACCCUCUGGCCUGACGAUAAGCCAAGCUCCCCAUCAACAAUGUUUCUCGGCCGGUAAAGUCCUGACAAAAGAGGAGAUCGAGAUCGAACCAACAGGUGUAGCACCAGAAGAUGCAGUCGUUGAUCCGAAAGAUUUGCAAAUUUCUGUUAUCAAAGAGCGCAGGGACUCAUCGCCGCGGGUUUUCAACUUUGAUACAAGAUGUUUGAACCCAUUCGAAAUUAUGCAACACUACGUCAAAGAAGCGACGAGCAAAGGAGGCAAAUACCCCGCGACUGGUUCAUCGGCUCUCUUGUCCUUCGUUCUGGGCGACAAGGUGCAAGAGUUUUCUAUCAGACCUACAGAGGACCAAGUCGAUACGGGCAAAGAACAACCUCUUGAGCCGUUCCAGCUCAGUACGGAGACUCGCCAUGCAAACCCAGAUCAGCUUGAGUCCAUGAAUACUACGACUCUUAAGUCUAGCUCUGGCUCUAUCAAGCUUGCUUUUCGGGCUCUUGAAGAAAAGACGGUACCCAUGGCGAAGCCGGUCCCAGCGGAGGGCACAGCCAAAACCCAGAUAUCAAGACAUAUACCUCGAAUCUCUCGGGAAGGCGAUGUCAGCUGCAUCAAAGCAUCUUCCAGAGUCCUGAAACAGCAUCACUUGGCAGACGGAACCCGUCUUGUUGAUCUAAUCGUCAGUCUCAACUCCGAAGAAGCAGACAAGCUGAAGAACAAAAACUUCCUCGGUAUCAAUGUUUCUUUUCCUCUCAUGGCCUUAAUGGACCCUAAAUCAAUCGGUCAACCAAGAGUCACAUUGUUUGGCGAAGGUUCCGCUCGCUGGAUAUCAGGCAGUGCCUAUGUCACCAGUGAUCAGCCUAGCUUUACAGUUAAGUUGAGACUCAGGGCUCCAGGACUCGCUAACAAGGUCAACUUUGGGUUUUUGUUAAGCAAUGUCAAACUUUCAGAUAGUAUUGAUGAUGAUGUGGUGCUGGGAGUCGAAGAGGAGUAUAGUACAGAGGGGAAGAAUUUCAGUGGGGAAGACUCCGUGACCAGGGUUGUCAGACAAACGUGUGGAAUUGAGGGUCUCUAGAGAGAGAGACGAGUAGUUACUAAUUUACCGAUUUUCUGC
Molecule: messenger RNA, 3144 nt
Organism: Fusarium redolens
Lineage: Eukaryota; Fungi; Ascomycota; Sordariomycetes; Hypocreales; Nectriaceae
Exons: 1
Coding region: 40-3105 (1021 amino acids)
Source: RefSeq, a predicted model, not a curated record